Messenger RNA from Rhagoletis zephyria (snowberry fruit fly), 459 nucleotides. RefSeq names its product probable Ras GTPase-activating protein. NCBI's taxonomy places the organism in Eukaryota, Metazoa, Arthropoda, Insecta, Diptera, Tephritidae. The record is from RefSeq and is a predicted model, not a curated record.
AUGUAUUCUGAUUACAACUUCGAUAACUGUAUCGGUAAACAUACUAUAUUUAUGAAUGGGCCAUCUGCCAAUUGUGGUGGAUUCGCUAGUAGCGGUUGUUUGGAUGUCUGUGAAUCUGAGGGUGAACUUACACGCAAAUACAAAACUCUGCCAUGGAGUCCGCUCUACUGUGUCCUGCAGCAAGAUGAGCAAUCUUUCACGGCAUACUGCAGUGAAGAAAUAUCGAUAUUCCCGGCUACACCUAAAAAGGAGCUAACAGACGUACUCUUCAAUGAGUAUCCACGUGUGCGGCUGGAUCGUGUGCGGCGGCCUGCAAAAGCUUUGUGGGAUGGUCCGCCAACAUUAUGCGAGGAACCUGAAGAUUCAGAUACAUGUCCCAUGGAUAUAGCGCUGAAUACGACACUCUACAGUGAAUUAGGUAAUUUAUACGAGAAGGCUUGUACGCGUGUUAAUCAGUAA